Kluyveromyces marxianus DMKU3-1042 is the source of this 888-nucleotide messenger RNA. RefSeq names its product S-formylglutathione hydrolase. Gene Ontology annotation, cellular component: cytosol. Lineage: Eukaryota; Fungi; Ascomycota; Saccharomycetes; Saccharomycetales; Saccharomycetaceae. Gene Ontology annotation, molecular function: S-formylglutathione hydrolase activity. The transcript has a single exon. The record is from RefSeq and is a predicted model, not a curated record. Gene Ontology annotation, biological process: formaldehyde catabolic process. The coding region runs from base 1 to 888 and encodes 295 amino acids.
AUGUCCUUGAAAAUCAAUUCAACUAUCGGAGUUUGUGGUGGAAAGCUUUUAAAGCUCUCACAUAAGUCACAAUGCACAGGUACUAAUAUGGAUGUUAAUUUGUAUUUGCCAAAACAAUACUACAGUUCAAAAGAAGGUUCUAAGUUGAUUCCUAGUAUUUUGUAUUUAUCUGGGUUAACUUGCACACCACAAAAUGCAUCCGAGAAGGCUUUUUGGCAGAUUCAGGCUGACAAGUAUGGUUUUGCUGUUAUAUUUCCGGAUACUUCCCCUAGAGGUGACGAUGUUGACACCGACCCAGAGGAAUCAUGGGACUUUGGCCUUGGUGCAGGAUUCUAUUUGAAUGCUACUGAAAAGCCAUACUCUACGCACUACCACAUGUACGACUACGUUCAUAAGGAACUUCCUGAAGUUUUGUCUAAAGAGUUCGGUUCCAAAGUGGACUUCUUUGACAACAUAUCCAUUACUGGACACUCCAUGGGUGGUUAUGGUGCAUUAUCUGGAUUUUUGAAGAAUAUCAAUAGAUAUAAAUCAUGUUCUGCCUUCGCUCCAAUUGUGAACCCAAGUGUCGUGCCAUGGGGUCAAAAAGCCUUCAAGGGCUAUUUGGGUGCUGAAAACAAAGAUGCCUGGGCUCAAUACGACCCAGCAGAGCUUGUUAAGAAGGUUGAAAAUACCAGUGGGAAGAAGAUUUUGAUCCAUGUUGGUAGCAAUGAUCCAUUUUUAGAAAAACAGUUGAAACCUGAAUUACUCUUGGAUGCAGCAAAAAACACUUCUUGGGAGGAAAAAAUUGAACUGAACAUUGUUGAUGGAUUCGACCAUUCUUACUACUUCAUUUCUACAUUCGUUCCUACUCAUGCGGAGUUUCAUGCUAAAUACUUAGGUUUAACUUAA